AUGUCGGCUUCUUUGGUGUUUGUCAGGCAGGCAGGCGCUGUUGAGGAGUUGAAGGCGCUAGCGGUGGGGAGCGGUUCUAUCCUGACUUUGAGUGAGGGUCGCAUCAAUGGUGCGUACGAUGUCACGGACAACAACGAAGAGUUGAAAGCCUACCUCAAAAAGAUGACCAUUGACAACAUCAAACUCACCAUGACCAACUUGGGGUGUAGGCUUACAGCCACAGGACGGGGUGGUCGCUCUGUUCGCAUGACAAAGGACAACUAUGUUGAUGCUUUGAUGGAGCACUGGGAGACGAUUAAGCAAAGGGCUUCUUCGAGGGCUUCAGCUUCAACCAGUUUGACCACUCCUUUGGCUACAUCUUCGCUUGACACGGAGAAUGACAGCACGAAGGUGGAUCAGGAGAAGAUCAAGGAGGAUGGGCUGCGAACUAUCGCCUACGAGGAAAAUGAGAAGGACAGCGAGAAGGACAGCGAGAAGGACAGCGAGAAUGACAGCGAGAAGGACUUGGAUAGUCAGUCAUCUUCAUCAAAUGAGACUGAGAAUGAGAUGUUCAUCGCUGACUUGCUUGGUAUUACCAAUGGCGACUACGAGGAGGACACUGACAAUGAGGUCUUGUUGAUUGACACAGACUACCUUCGCGAUGCUUCAGACUUCGAUCCUGUCACCAUCAAGGUUGCUGAGUUCAAAGGAAGCGUUCUUUUCAACACCAAAGCCUUUCUGAUGGACACCACUGAGCGACUGAAGGAGAACGUCCUUGACAUCAUCCAUGGCAAGGCACGCACGGACGCCGGGAAGUGCUUGGGUUUGACUGACUUUGACCUUUGCUUUGGCCAGCAGACUAUGGACACCGUGAAGAUCUUGAGCGACUACUUUGACAAGACGGAAGAGACCUUCACGGUGUGUUUGAUUUUGAAGUUGAAGGGCGGCGGUCGGUCCUACAAGCCUAUCAAGAAGGACACCAAGAACAGCAAAACCAAGGGCUACAAGGAGGAGUUCACGAAGGCGAGUGCCUCUGUCAAUCGCCAAGUCCUUUCACCACUUGCUUUUGUGGUAGAUGUGGAGCGCUCACUUCAAGCCUUUGCCACGGCAGUUGAGACCAAUGCCGAGGAUGCUCUCAUCAAGACCAUGAUUUCUUCCUUCACGGUUUCCGAGUUGGAUGAGAUGAAGGUUGAUGUGUCCAAGAAGGGUGGCUCUUCAGAGGGAAAGAUCGUGAAGUAUGCGGAACGCAUGUUUGGUCUUCAGUCCGUGGUUGAAGCCACUCACAGUUUGGAGUGCAUCAUCCAGUCUUCGGAGAACCUGCUGAUGUUGGCGGUUGGCACGGCUUCGGGUGAUGGGUCUGAUAUUGCAACCUUCAAGGAAGUGAUUGAGAGGGCACGUUUCAUGAAAAUGGGACAGGAAAGUGUGUCCCUUCGCCAGCAGCGCGACGCUGAGAUGUGA
Molecule: messenger RNA, 1437 nt
Organism: Effrenium voratum
Lineage: Eukaryota; Dinophyceae; Suessiales; Symbiodiniaceae
Source: the annotation of a GenBank genome assembly